AUGAAAAGUUUUAAAUUGGGGAAAGUUUCAUAUGUUAUGAACUUGUUUUGGACAGCAGUUUCUUGGCAGGUUUUUAAUGUUGGAUGUGUUGGGCUUAUAUUUAAGGUUUCUUCAUUGUUUUCUAACGUUAUGUGUGUUUUAGGUUUGCCUGUUGCACCAAUUCUGGCUGUGAUCUUUCUCCAUGAGAGUCUUAAUGGAUUGAAGGCCAUAGCCAUGUUAUUGGCCAUGUGGGGAUUUGCAUCUUCCUAUGCAGGUUUUGCAUUGAUUCUGUCUGUCACACAACUUAUCUUUCGGAAAAUGAUCAAAAGGGACCCUCUUUGUGCCAUAAUAGACAUGUCGAUUUUCUCGAGUUUGGCUGCAACGUGUGCUAUACUAAUAGGGCUAUUUGCCAGUGGAGAUUGGAGAAAAUUGAGCUCAGAAAUGGAAAGUUUUAAAUUGGGGGAAGUUUCAUAUGUUAUGAACUUGUUUUCGACAGCAGUUUCUUGGCAGGUUUUUAAUGUUGGAUGUGUUGGGCUUAUAUUUAAGGUUUCUUCAUUGUUUUCUAACGUUAUGAGUGUUCUAGGUUUGCCUGUUGCACCAAUUCUGGCUGUGAUCUUUCUCCAUGAGAGUCUUAAUGGAUUGAAGGCCAUAGCCAUGUUAUUGGCCAUGUGGGGAUUUGCAUCUUGUAUGUGUCAACAUUAUCUUGGAUUCUUGAUGAUAUGA
This is a messenger RNA of Fraxinus pennsylvanica, 702 nucleotides long. The record is from the annotation of a GenBank genome assembly. Lineage: Eukaryota; Viridiplantae; Streptophyta; Magnoliopsida; Lamiales; Oleaceae.